ACGAGAGGGCCGCCCGGCCAACUUCGUUUUCGACGCCAUGUUCUAGUGCGAAGUUGGUAGUGAUGUGGUAAUGGAAGUCUGAGUAGUUACGCAGGCGGAGCGAAUUGUGGAGGAUUUGUGACCAUCAAUCACGCUUUGUUAUUGGCGCGUUUGGAAUGGCUACUGGCGCGAACACUACACCGUUGGGACGCCUAAGUUCGUUCCCGGCUGCUCGGCCCGCCGUUGGUACCGGGGUGUCUUUGUUGAAGCCUAGCUACAUGGCCGGCGCUAUGCCGCCAGCCGCAACGCAACCCAAUGGCACCACGGGUGCCGUGGGUGCACCUGCGCUACCCGUGGCCCUGCCAGUCUUCCCUGCCCUGCCUACGUCGACGAAGUCUGACAAGGACCAUGAUGAACGCGAAAAGGAUCGCGAUCGAGACCGUGAUCGUGACCGCGACCGAGACAGCAGGAGAGACCGUGAUAAGGAGCGCUCGAGAGACCGUGGUCGAGACCGUGGUCGCGCUCGGAGUCGUGAUCGCAGCAGGGAUCGGCAUCGUGACAGAAGUCGUGGCAAGAGCCGCGACAAGAGUCGCGAUAAAAGCCGCGACCGGAGAGAUCGAGACCGCGACAGGGACAAAGAUCGCGACCGAGACAAGGAUCGUGAACGGGACAAGGACCGUGAUCGCGACAGGGACAAAGAUCGAGACCGGGACAAAGAAAGGGAGCCAGCACUCCCCGCAAUGACUGGAGCACCACCCAUUGUCUCAAUGCUGCCAUCCUGGGCUAGUCAGGAUGAAAACAGCAAUACGAGCAUGGGCUCCAUGGGUUCCAUGGGUUCUUUAGAGGCUAACACUGGUGAACGUCGUCGAAAGCGAAGAAGCCGCUGGUGCUGUGACGAGAAGGAAAAGGUGUUCAUCCCUGGAAUGCCCACUGUACUCCCUACAAACUUGGAUCCAAACCAGGAGCGGGCCUAUCUGUUGCAACUCCAGAUUGAAGAGCUCAGCAGGAGGCUGCGCACUGAGGACCUUGGCAUCCCCUUCAACCCUGAGGACAGGUCGCCAUCUCCAGAGCCGAUUUACAACAGUGCUGGAAAGAGGCUGAACACGCGCGAGUAUCGAGUGCGAAAAAAGUUGGAGGAUGAGCGGCAUGUGCUCAUACAAGAAAUGUUCACCAUCAACCCAGAGUACAAGCCACCUUCAGAUUACAAGCCUCCUCUGGUCCGUGUGUCUGAGAAGGUGAUGAUUCCACAGGAAGAGCACCCAGACAUCAAUUUUGUAGGCUUAUUGAUUGGCCCAAGAGGCAACACACUGAAGUCCCUUGAAAAAGAGACUGGUGCCAAGAUCAUCAUUCGAGGCAAAGGCUCGGUGAAGGAGGGCAAGGUUGGGCGCAAGGAUGGCCAGCCGUUGCCUGGUGAAGAUGAACCGCUGCACGCCUUUGUCACAGCUUCUAGCCAAGAAAAUGUUCGGAAAGCUGUGGACAGGAUUAAAGAGAUAAUCCGGCAGGGUGUUGAAGUGCCAGAGGGUCAGAACGAUCUUCGACGGAUGCAGCUGCGAGAGCUAGCUUUACUGAAUGGUACUCUGCGUGAGAAUGAUCUUUUGGGUGGACCUCGAUGCUCCAACUGUGGGGCACCUGGACACAAGGCGUGGCAGUGCCCUGACCGACCCAACAUCACCAACAACGUCAUCUGUGCCUGCUGCGGUGGCACUGGACACAUUGCACGAGAUUGCAGGGAAAGAGGCAAAGGCGGUGGCGGUGGCGGUGGUUAUGGAGGUCGAGGUGGCUUUAGUGGUAGUAGUGAUGGAGGACCAGGAGGGGCCCAGUCCAAGAUAGACGAAGAGUAUAUGUCCUUGAUGGCUGAGCUCGGUGAAGGUCCCCCACCACCAAGCAAGAGUGGAGGGGAUGAUACCAGCAACCGUGGUGGUAGUGGACCCCAGCUAGGAGGCACACAGGGACCAAUACGCGCCAUCAUGGCACCCCCACCACUGACUGGAGGCAAUGCCCCUCUGGGAAUGGACCGCCCACCACCACAGCAGUGGACUGCAGGACCAAAAGGAAUGAUGCCCCCAGGAGGCCCACGGCCUCCUUCGAUGAUGGGUGGGCCACCGCCGCCCCACAUGGCUGGCACUGGAAUGCCCUGGCAGCCAUCCCAGGGAGGAAUGCCUCCCAUGACUGGAGUGCCCCCACCUCCACCUAUGAUUGGGCCUCCACCAUCAGGGCUGCCCCCAUGGAUGGCAGGACCUCCACAAGGGCCUGGAGCUCCUUGGCAGACACCGAUAGCAGGGGUGCCCCCACCGCCGCCUCAGCUGUUUCCUUGGGGCCCUGGAGGAGCCUUUAUGAGCAUGGGCUUGCCGCCGCCACCACCACCACCUGCAGUUAGCACAGUGGCCAGCACAGACAGCACCACCUCGGGCAGCAGUACCAGUGCUACGGCUACUUCAACUACUACGACUAUGGUGGACCUAAGCACAUUGGCUGCGCUACCCGGGCUGCUGGCAGCUCCGCCGCCACCGCCACCCCCAAGUUAAGCAGCACUGUUUGGGUCAUGAGUAGUUGGCCUAGGCACACCCUCAUAUUCACCCUGGUAUCCAUCGUAGGGUUACUUUUGAGGGCUGGUGGUUUAGUUGGCUUCAGGUACACACUGCACUACUUUUGCACCGGUAGGACACAUCAAACUUUGGUCAUCAGGCAUCCAAGACAUUGGUCAGCCUAUCAUCAUUGCUCUCAAUUUUUGUCAGUGUCUUCAUUCUCUUAAGUAUUUGUUUAUCUGUUCUGCAUUGUAGCCUGCUGUUCUCUCGGCUGCUUGACAGCAGGCUAUAGUGCCUAAAGUGCUCCUUUCAAGGUGGCAAAUUAAUAGUCACUCUCUCAUUCUGUCAUUCAUGCUGCUAAUCAAAGGUGCUUCAUGGACAAGCAGCACUGUGUUACUUUUUGUGGUGCAGAUUCAUUAGAACGAAAUUAGUGUUCUCGAACAGCUGUUUUCAGUGCAGGUAUGGUUUGUUUUGGAAUGCAUUGAAUAUACCUUGUAAAAAGUAGCUUUAUUUUGUUGUAUCCUUAUGGGACUUUGUUGCUGUUGGGGUGAUAUUUCGAGCCAUUCAGAUAAUUUCUGAUUUCCAUUAUACAAGUAUCAUGUUUGUUGUGCUUUUGCACUCCUUGGGUUGAGAAAAUGGUAGGCAUGCAGCAGUUUCUCUUGGGGAAAGUCGCACAGUAUCGUGAACUGUCUUCUUUGUCACUACAAACCUUGUAUGGUUACCAUUAUACUGCAUGGUUUUUGCUAGUGUUUAAACUGCACAUGGUGGCAAUAUGUGCAUCUGUGGCUUGUAGAACCUGUUGUCUUAGGUUUGUUAGAACCUCUCAUAAUAUGCCAUUAUCCUAGUGAGUUGUGGCGAUGUAUUUGUUUCCGCUAAGAGUGAUUAACGUUAAGCGAGAUCAUCUAAGACUGUCACCCUAAAAUGCUGUUCCUCAGAAUCUGAUGCCAUUUUCUUUACCCCUUUGAGUACAUUGAGCCUGCAGGAAAUUGAGGAAAUAAAUUGUGCCACAAAUUUUGAUCAGAUUGCACUGGGUUGAAGGUUGCAUGCGACAGUGUAAGAAAUAAAUUCAAUGUAGUUGUCUGCCAUUUUGUCUGUAGAGCUUAGAUUCAUUUUUCCAUUUCAUACGUCUACACUACUUGAGAUAAAAUUUGCUGGGCAUGAAUGGUUGCUUUGUUCAUUAUUGUACAUGCCAUAAAGGACAUUAAACAUCAAAACCUGUA
Dermacentor silvarum is the source of this 3724-nucleotide messenger RNA. RefSeq names its product splicing factor 1-like. Gene Ontology annotation, molecular function: mRNA binding; zinc ion binding. The coding region runs from base 156 to 2504 and encodes 782 amino acids. Gene Ontology annotation, cellular component: nucleus. NCBI's taxonomy places the organism in Eukaryota, Metazoa, Arthropoda, Arachnida, Ixodida, Ixodidae. The record is from RefSeq and is a predicted model, not a curated record. Gene Ontology annotation, biological process: regulation of mRNA splicing, via spliceosome. The transcript is spliced from 10 exons.